Oikopleura dioica is the source of this 663-nucleotide messenger RNA. The record is from the annotation of a GenBank genome assembly. Lineage: Eukaryota; Metazoa; Chordata; Appendicularia; Copelata; Oikopleuridae.
AUGGAAGACUCGCUUUUGAACCAACUAAAAAGAGUACGAGGCGAAUUUCUUGGAAAACUGAAGCCAUUUUGGCGGACUCCGUUUUACGGCUACACUACGGAAAAAAGACUGUACAUCAAAAUAACCUACACGAAGCCGUACUUGCACGAUGCGAUCAGAGAAGUGUUGGAGGAAAAGUUCAAGGUUCAAAAUGGAUUUUACAAUUAUGUCACUCCCGACUUUCUGACCGGCUUCCCCAAAGUGCAGCAAGAGAAGGCUCAUCAGGAAGAGAUGCUUCUGCAGAGCGCGAUGAAGUUCAAGAGCUUCCAAGAAAAGAUCGAAGAAUUGACUUCGGCCCGCGAAAAAGAUGAGCCGCUGAAAGAAAGCCUCAACAAAGAGUUGGAAGAGAAGAAUGCUCAGCUGACAGAAUUCAAAAUCCAAGUCUCUGAGCUGAAUGAGGAACGCGCAACACUGUUCAAGACGAUCGACGAACUGGAAGCAGUCAAGGUCAAGUACGAAGUUCUUCAGGAGUCCAGUACUGGAAAAGAAAAGACGAAGAUCGAGAAUGAUUAUCUCAGAAAGCGACUGGAGCAAGCGUGCGAGUUCAACGAGCAAGAAGUUGAGAAGCGAAAAACGAUCGAAAACAAGCUCGCUGCGACGGAAGCUUCUUCGGCCCAAUCUUAA